Molecule: messenger RNA, 651 nt
Organism: Nannizzia gypsea CBS 118893
Lineage: Eukaryota; Fungi; Ascomycota; Eurotiomycetes; Onygenales; Arthrodermataceae
Exons: 4
Coding region: 1-651 (216 amino acids)
Source: RefSeq, a predicted model, not a curated record
AUGGCCGCCCCAAAGGAAGCUACUAUUCACAACCUGACCGGAACAUGGACCAUGGAUGCUCUCUCCGACAGCACUGAUCCCACUCUAACUCUGCAAGGAAUCUCAUGGUUCACCCGCAAGGCCAUCGGCCUCGCCACUGUCACUCUGCAUGUCAAGCAGUACACAGAAGAUGAUGCUGUCCACAUCGACAUCGCCCAGACGCUGACUGGCGGAAUCUCUGGCACGACCGAGAAGCGCGAGCUUGGCUGGGUACCAAGGGAGCACACCGACCACAUUUUCGGCUCUGUCAGGGGCCGGACUCGCUACAUCGCUUCUAAGAAGGAUGGCUCCAAGACCGUUCCGGCUAUUGAGAUACAGACCAAGGUCGGAAAGGAGGAAGAAGACGCAGCCGUCGCCAAGUUUUUCAACGGAGAUGUCCUCGCUAACGGAUCUGCGUCUGACGGCUGGGUUGUUGACGACGAGGCUGAGGGCAGUGAGCCAUUCCUGCAGAGCUGGGUUGAGAGCAUCGACAACGGCUGGACUGCCGAACAGGUCUGGGGCUUUGAGGUGAUCAACGACAUCCGAUACUAUACUCGCCGUAUCGCCGUCGCUAAGGACGGCCAAUGCAGCAGAGUCAGACUUGUCUAUCGCUAUAUUGGCCAGGAUGAGUAA